Toxotes jaculatrix (banded archerfish) is the source of this 1313-nucleotide messenger RNA. Its product is annotated as plasma membrane ascorbate-dependent reductase CYBRD1. Lineage: Eukaryota; Metazoa; Chordata; Actinopteri; Toxotidae. The coding region runs from base 89 to 916 and encodes 275 amino acids. Gene Ontology annotation, cellular component: lysosomal membrane. The record is from RefSeq and is a predicted model, not a curated record. Gene Ontology annotation, molecular function: oxidoreductase activity. The transcript has 4 exons.
UCAUGUGACCGCGGUCCGCCCUCCUUCAGCGCCCACUUGAAGUUGUUGUGCGUGCGGUAACAGCUGCUUUGUCCUGCCGCUGACACUGAUGGCGAUGGAGAAUUUGAAGCAGUUCCUGCUCGUCCUGUCUGCUGCCGCCGCCGUCGGCUUUGUCUCCAUUAUAUUCGUGUUAAGAUGGGUUCUCCACUACAAGGAAGGUUUAGCCUGGGAUGGAGGACUGGCGGAAUUCAACUGGCAUCCGGUGCUGAUUGUCACCGGGUUUAUUUUCUUGCAGGGAAUAGCCAUCAUCGUCUAUAGGCUCCCCUGGACCUGGCAGUGCAGCAAACUAAUGAUGAAGUUCAUCCAUGCGGGCUUGCACUUAGUGGCCUUUGUUUUUGCUGUUAUAGCUAUGGUGGCAGUUUUUGAUUUUCACAAUGCUGCCAAAAUCCCCAACAUGUACAGUUUGCACAGCUGGCUGGGUUUGAUCGCUGUGAUACUGUACUGUCUACAGCUUGUUCUUGGAGUUGGAAUGUACUUGAUACCAAUUACACCUAUGUCCUGGCGAGCAGCAUUCAUGCCCCUCCAUGUCUACAGUGGUCUGUUACUCUUUACCAGUGUUAUAGCUGUGGCACUCAUGGGCAUCACAGAAAAACUCAUUUUUGGCCUGAGCAACCCGAAGUAUAAGGACUCACCUCCAGAAGCAAUUUUUGUGAAUGUUCUGGGAGUCCUCCUGGUGGUUUUUGGAGCGCUGAUCCUCUGGAUUGCCACUCGACCAUCCUGGAAACGACCCAGUGACCAGAUCUUGCAUACUCUGCAUACCAAUGGGGGAGGUGAGGACAGCACCAAAGUCGGACCAGCCCUGUCUCAGCUGUCCGAUGGAGCUGAUGCGGAGGCCUCUGGGGAUGUCAGGAGGAGGAAUAACAAAUUAGAUGAUUAGACUAACCGAUUACAGAAUAACUUAGUCUGAGUUUAUACUGUCUUCAAUGCUGAAUGUAUGUUCACCCAGUCUACACUGGUCAGAGAAAGUCAAAAUGUGCUUAUCUUUCUAUACAUAAUGUUCUCUUUUGCACCUUUAAGUAUUUUAUUUUGUUGGCAUUUUGAGCUAGUUGUUCUUUCAAAGAUUUAUUGUUGCAAGUGCAUGUAAAUAAUGGUGAGUUACUUUAUGAAGAGAUUCAGAUGAUGAUGUUGGAAUAGGUUUUAUUUACACACUCUGUACAAAUAACCAUCUCAGAUUUUCUAUGCUCUGAAACCUCUGUAUUCUCACAUCUGGGAUUUUGAAAUAUGUUCAGAACCUACAUAUAUUUCCAAUAAAUACCGUUAAUUUCUUCUUAGCA